Mytilus californianus (California mussel) is the source of this 3419-nucleotide messenger RNA. RefSeq lists its product as uncharacterized. The transcript has 3 exons. Bases 1 to 1239 code for a protein of 412 amino acids. Lineage: Eukaryota; Metazoa; Mollusca; Bivalvia; Mytilida; Mytilidae. The record is from RefSeq and is a predicted model, not a curated record.
AUGAAGGAUCAGUUAAAAAAGUAUGAUUCCUUGAAGGUUACACCACUGGAAAGUAAAGAAAUUGAGGAAGGAACACGUCUUCAGUCAAAUGAUCCUAAAUGGCACAAAAUAAGACGUGACCGUAUCACAGCAUCACAUGCAGGAGAAAUAGCCAAGCGAAGAGCUGAUUGGGCUAAACUUGCUGAACGCUUGCAAUCAACCAGACAUGUUCAGACAGCAGCUAUGAAACGUGGAAUAGAAUGUGAGGUUACUGCAACACAAGCCUAUAGCAAGGUGAUGAAUGACAAUGUCAACUUAUAUCCAUGUGGUGUGAUUUUUGUUGGGGUUUGUGUUACUUUAUCGUUAGUUUUUGUUGAGGUUUGUGUUACUUUAUCGUUAGUUUUUGUUGGGGUUUGUGUUUCUUUAUCGUUAGUUUUUGUUGGGGUUUGUGUUUCUUUAUCGUUAGUUUUUGUUGGGGUUUGUGUUACUUUAUCUUUAGUUUUUGUUGGGGUUUGUGUUACUUUAUCGUUAGUUUUUGUUGGGGUUUGUGUUACUUUGUCUUUAGUUUUUGUUGGGGUUUGUGUUACUUUGUCUUUAGUUUUUGUUGGGGUUUGUUUUACUUUAUCUUUAGUUUUUGUUGGGGUUUGUGUUACUUUAUCGUUAGUUUUUGUUGGGGUUUGUGUUACUCUAUCGUUAGUUUUUGUUGGGGUUUGUGUUACUCUAUCGUUAGUUUUUGUUGGGGUUUGUGUUACUCUAUCGUUAGUUUUUGUUGGGGUUUGUGUUACUCUAUCGUUAGUUUUUGUUGGGGUUUGUGUUACUUUAUCGUUAGUUUUUGUUGGGGUUUGGGUUACUUUAUCGUUAGUUUUUAUUGGGGUUUGUGUUUCUUUAUCGUUAGUUUUUGUUGGGGUUUGUGUUCAUUUAUCUUUAGUUUAUGUUGGGGUUUGUGUUACUUUAUGUUACUUUAUCGUUAGUUUUUGUUGGAGUUUGUGUUACUUUAUCGUUAGUUUUUGUUGGGGUUUGAGUUACUUUAUCGUUAGUUUUUGUUGGGGUUUGUGUUACUUUAUCGUUAGUUUUUGUUGGGGUUUGUGUUACUUAAUCGUUAGUUUUUGUUGGGGUUUGUGUUACUUUAUCUUUAGUUUUUGUUGGGGUUUGUGUUACUUUAUCGUUAGUUUUUGUUGGGGUUUGUGUUACUUUAUCUUUAGUUUUUGUGUCGUUAGCUUUUGUUGGGGUUUGUGUUACUUUAUCGUUAGUUUUUGUUAGGGUUUGUGUUACUUUAUCGUUAGUUUUUGUUGGGGUUUGUGUUACUUUAUCGUUAGUUUUUGUUGGGGUUUGUGUUACUUUAUCGUUAGUUUUUGUUGGGGUUUGUGUUACUUUAUCGUUAGUUUUUGUUGGGGUUUGUGUUACUUUAUCGUUAGUUUUUGUUGGGGCUUUAUCGUUAGUUUUUGUUGGGGUUUGUGUUACUUUAUCGUUAGUUUUUGUUGGGGUUUGUGUUACUUUAUCGUUAGUUUUUGUUGGGGUUUGUGUUACUUUAUCGUUAGUUUUUGUUGGGUUUGUGUCACUUUAUCGUUAGUUUUUGUUGGGGUUUGUGUUACUUUAUCGUUAGUUUUUGUUGGGGUUUGUGUUACUCUAUCGUUAGUUUUUGUUGGGGUUUGUGUUACUCUAUCGUUAGUUUUUGUUGGGGUUUGUGUUACUUUAUCGUUAGUUUUUGUGUUACUUUAUCGUUAGUUUUUCUGUGUAGCAUUGUGUUAUUACUGUUUGUCUUUUCUUUGUUUUUAUUUGACUUGUUUUUUUCCUUUGGUAUCUUUUCUCUUUUUGUAGAAUAGUGUAGCUGUUUUUCCGUUUAUUGACGUACAAUGUACUUUUGCGUACAUUUUUGUUAUCAUAUUGAAAUUGAUUGAAGGAUGGUUGAAAUUUUAAAAUAGUUAGCUUAACCACAUGUGCUUGUCCGCAGUCAUUAUGUUUUCUGUUUUAUAACAUCUCAAUGUGCAUAUAAAUUGCAGAAUUUAGUGUUGAUGAUAGAGCUUUUAUUUUCCCUAUAUCUUCUAAAUCUAUCACAAUUGUUGAUUCAGAGAUUGAUAUAUUAUAUAGACACUCGUAUGUUGACAUUUAGAUGUUUUGUUAAUUUGUUUGUCGCUCAUCUCAUUGACAUUUACCGUCUCUUUUCAUCCAUUGUUUUUCAAUAUGGUUGAUAAAUUUCGUCUGAAAAUGUAAAAAAAAGUUUCACAAUACCAACUACAUUCAUUCUGAUAUAAAGCUUGCAUCUGAUAUUUCCAAAUACCUGCAUGGCCAUCUUCACUUCAAAUAUAAUUGUUUGAAAACGUUUUAAUUGAUGUAUACAUAAAACCCAUGUAAGGUUAAACAAAUUGAAAAAAAAAUUAAAUAAAAUAAUGCUUAUAAUUUAUAUCGCAAUCGAACAUUAACAUUAGUGCUAGAUAGAAGAUGAUAAGUUAAACACACGGUGAAAGCUUAGAAGAUGUAAAGGGUAACGAUCGAAGCGUGGCUACGUUAAUGGCUUUCGACCAUUCUAUUCAAAAACACAAAUAUAGUAGUUUCACAGUUUCCUGAUUUUGCUAAACAUUGGCAAAACUCUUAACUUUUAUUAAUUAUAGCCUUCAAAUUAAUCCACGAUUAGCAAAGGCAUUUUAUUUUAGAAGCAACAAUAAGUAUUUCAUCUAUAAAAGUAAAAAAAUCAAACGUUUUAGAUUAAUCAAUUUCAAAUUGGUCAUUUGUAAAAAAAAAAAGAUUGAUUAAGAAACUGAAUAUUUUCUUUGUCUUCAGGUGGAAAGGUGCGAAUCAAAUUUUAACAAAUUUCGUUUUUCUUUUUUUUUCUUUUUAUUAAAUUGAAAAGGUCAACAGUGAAAAAUAACAAAAUCUUCGUAUUCACUGAAUUACAUGCUUAUGAAUGCAGAAAUAUUGUGUCAAAAUUUUGACUCAUUUCAGUCAAUUUCCAAAUGGUAUAUGUUAUAGAAUGUUUUACUCAAAAUAAAUUAAUGUAGGUAGUGCGCUCUUUUCAUAUUCAGUAAUAAUUGUUCUUACCUUCAAAAGAGAAGUGAAAGAUACCAAAGGGAUGUCCAAACUCAUAAGUCGAAAACAAACUGACGAUGCCAUGGCAAAAACGAAAAACGAUAAAAGACAAAUAACAGUAUACAAAACACAACAUAGAACACUAAAGACAUCAAAACCGGGGGUGAUCUCAGAUGCUCUGGAAGGGUAUGCAGAUCCUUCUCCACAAUUAAGUGCAUUAUAUGUUUCUAAAAAAUCUCUAACUUCCCCUUAAGACGACUGAUUUACCCUUAUUAUUAAAACAAAAAAAGACAAAUUUACGAAAAAAAUAUAUAAAACAUGUCUCUCUGAAUCUCUCUUUAUCUCUUUCACUCUCUCCUUUUUCACAGUCUCGUUAUAGCGAAAGAUCUAUAUAGAUAGUUCAGUAAAAAAAAAUA